AUGGCGCAUUUUGUUUACGGAGACAUCAGCUAUUCCUUUCCGGAGGAGAUGAAACACGGAUCUGUGAUUGGAAAUAUUGCCAAAGAUCUGGGGCUCGAUGUGAAAAGGCUAUCCACUCGUAAGGCUCGUAUUGAUACUGAAGGUAACCGAAAACGCUAUUGCAACGUUAAUUUGGAUACUGGAGAACUGACUGUAGCAGGAAGGAUUGACAGAGAGGGGCUUUGUGGAAAAAAGGCAACAUGCCUUAUAAAACAGGACUUUAUGCUGGAAAAUCCUUUGGAAUUACAUCCUGUGAGCAUCUUCAUAAGCGAUGAGAAUGAUAACUCUCCACAAAUCUUAUACCCCUCUCCGGAAGGAAACUCCUUCAUGACUGAGAUGGUGCCCAAAGCUGCCCAGUCUGGCUCUCUUGUGUCCAAGGUGAUCGCAGUGGAUGCGGACUCUGGUCAAAACGCAUGGCUUUCUUAUCACAUAGUGAAAGCGACUGAUCCGGGACUUUUCACUAUUGGUGAGUACAGUGGAGAAAUCAGGACACAGCGGGACAUUUCUGCAUCUGACAGUACAAAGCAGAAUCUCAUUGUUUCAGUCAAAGAUAACGGACAGUCUUCACUUUCUGCAACCUGCGCCGUCUAUUUACUCAUUUCUGAUAACCUGGCUGAGGUUCCUGAACUGAAAGACAUGUCUUAUGAUGAGAGCAGCUCCAAACUGACUUUUUAUUUGAUCAUCGCGCUGGUGUCCGUCUCCACUUUCUUCCUCACCUUCAUCAUCAUCAUCCUGGCCGUGAGGUUUUGUCAGAGGAAGAAGCCCAGACUGCUGUUUGAUGCAGCUGUGGCCAUUCCCAGCGCGUACCUCCCUCCUAAUUACGCAGAGGUGGAGGGAGCGGGAACUCUCCGCAGCACUUACAAUUACGAUGCGUAUCUGACCACAGGAUCACGAACGAGUGACUUUAAGUUCGUCACUUGUUACAAUGAGGGGACACUGCCUGCUGAGCAAAUUCUGAAAAAGGCACCUUCUCUUCUUACUGAACUUGAGCAUGUUGGUGACAUUACUGCUGAUACUGAGGUGAGAAUAUUCUCUCAUUCCAUGUUGUAG
This is a messenger RNA of Pygocentrus nattereri (red-bellied piranha), 1089 nucleotides long. RefSeq names its product protocadherin beta-16-like. Gene Ontology annotation, cellular component: plasma membrane. The record is from RefSeq and is a predicted model, not a curated record. Lineage: Eukaryota; Metazoa; Chordata; Actinopteri; Characiformes; Serrasalmidae. Gene Ontology annotation, biological process: homophilic cell-cell adhesion. Gene Ontology annotation, molecular function: calcium ion binding. The transcript has 2 exons. Bases 1 to 1089 code for a protein of 362 amino acids.